Molecule: messenger RNA, 1830 nt
Organism: Ipomoea triloba (trilobed morning glory)
Lineage: Eukaryota; Viridiplantae; Streptophyta; Magnoliopsida; Solanales; Convolvulaceae
Product: B3 domain-containing transcription factor VRN1-like
Exons: 4
Coding region: 266-1591 (441 amino acids)
Molecular function (GO): DNA binding
Source: RefSeq, a predicted model, not a curated record
UGCCAUCUUAUCCGCCAGAUGUUGUUGAAACAUCUAACGGAACACUGAGAUUUGGGCGGGUUGAAAUGCUAGCUCAAUCCAGCGAUGGAGUUCUCAAAGCUUUCUCUCUGUUAAAGCUUCCACUCUUCGCCUUAAUCUCUCUGUGAAAGCACCUCCUCAGCUGAAGACCAAUCAACUCCGCUGCCGGAAACCACCUCCCAGUCCCGGCGAUACCUGAUUCUCAGAUCAUAGCACCGGUAGAGUUUAGACUUUAGAGGGAGAAGCAAUGCGAACCCUCCCUUGCGCUUCUAGCCCGUGUUUUUCUCAGAUUAUUACGCGUUCCGUCUCCGAUCAGUCUCAACUUAGGAUACCUGAUGGAUUUGUGGAGAGAUAUGGACAUUAUCUCUCUGGCGAGGUUAAGCUUACUGUUCAUACUGGUGAUGAAUGGUGUGUGCGCUUGAAGAAGGUUGGAAAAACGGUAUUGUUUACUGAUGGUUGGCGAAAAUUUAUGGAGUAUUACUCUAUUGGAAUUGGGUACUUUUUACUCUUCAUAUAUACAAAGAGUGCCUGUUUUGAUGUGCAUUUGUUUAACAAGACUGCUACUGAGAUAUGGGACCUGCCUAGUACUAAUGCUAAUGCAGAAAGAUCCACUCAUAUCAGUCAGAAUCUGCAGUUUACAAAGGAAAAGUGUGUUGGCAUUUCUGAUUGUGGUGGUAGUGAUGAUGGCAACAGAUCUGUCAAACAAUUGGAUGACCUGAAGUGUCAUCAAGUUCAGGAGAACUUGGCUGAUUUGUCGGGACUUGGAAGUGGAUGCAAGAGACAGAGAGCUGCCACUGGAUGGGUAAAUGUUCAAAGUUCCUAUAGAACACGAGGCAAAGGGAAAAUGUUUGGUGAGGAGGGGAGCAUAUCAGAUGCAGAAAAUGUGCCUGAUGAUGGCUAUUCUAAUGAGCCACUCUUUGCCAAAUCAUUUCUGGGCAGUGAGAGUAGACAUAACAAUGAUUCUGCUGGCCUGAUUGUGGAGAAUGCAAAUAACCAACAAAUUUCAGGGAAAAAAUGCACUCUGGUCAGGGAUGAUGGAAAAUCAGACACUGCUGACAGAUUGUCUCCAAUUUUUCCAAAUUGCAAGACCGAUGGAGAGGGAUCAAAUAUAAAACAAGAAAAGGAACGAAGAUCUGUUUCUAGUAAAAGCUCUUCCAAGCAUUUUAUGCAAAGACAAGCUACAGCCCAGGAAAAAGAAAGGGCAAGUAGAGAUGCAAAAAUGUUUGCACCAAACAAUCCUUAUUUUACUGUCAGUUUGAAAGAAUAUAACAUAUCAGGCAGCAUUCUUCUGCAUAUACCACGUGAAUUUACCAAGGAAUAUCUUCCCAUUAUUCCAAAAAAUGUUGAAGUUCAAGAUUCUGAAGGGAAUAGUUGGAAUAUAAAAUGCAUUAACAAGCCUUGCUUUCUAAGCAAAGGAUGGGCAGCAUUUGUUAGGGAGAAAAACUUAGCAACAGGAGAUGCUUGUGGUUUUGAGCUGAUCAAGUACCUUCAGGAUGAUAACCUUGUGUUCAAGGUGCACAUAUUUCGGGCUGUGCUAGAUAAUGCAAAUGAAAUCAGUUUGGUUGAAGUAUAGGAUUAAGCAAUAUCUAGUGGUUUUGGUAUCAUUAAGCCCUUAAUGAUAUAGUGAGUCAGGUAUUAGAUUUGGGUGAUUUAGAGCUAGACAUCUAUUGCUGUAAAUCUGCCUGAGAGUUGUCCUAGUUUGUUUACCUACUUCUAUUGUAGGAAAUACACCUUUUUGGAAAUGCUUCAUUUUGGGAAUUCAUUUUGGAUGUUCAUUAUAUUGAAUAAGAUGUUAAAAUUCUUAGCUUUUUA